CUCGUCCACCACCAUCCCCGCGCUUCCUCACCAUGGCCCCCACAGACGCGUAUUACGACGGCUAUUCUCCGCCGUCGUCGUCGCCGUUCAAGUCGUCUCCGACGCACUCGAUGUCUUUGUACGGUGCUCGCGAAAAACUAACGCUGCCGAGCCAAAGAGCGUGGUCCCAGUCUGACUUCAGCGACUCGCUCGAGCUGCCCCCGCUCGUCUCCGAUGAUGCUCUCACUCUCCACUCGUCCUCGUCUCGUCCGCACUCGCCGUCUUCAACACCAUUGGACACAGAUCCAGAGCACGAUCCAGACGUACUUUCAUCCCCGGCUCGCGAUACGUUUCCGUUCCACAACCCGAUUACCACUCGCCCUCAAACCUCCUAUUUCUCAAAUUCUCCAAGAACUCAGAAGGCUCAGGACGUGGAUAUAGCAACUGCACUACUCGCACUGCACGCCUACCCCCGUUUCUCGUCGACGUCCUCCUCGCGUUCACCCCCACUCAGUUCACCCGAUUUCCCAAUUCAACAGCACCAACCGCAGCCUCUUCCGGCUCCUCAGACGCCCGUCCGCCGCCAUCAUCCUCGCCCACCUGCACUAGCAGGUCUCCUCCGUACACCCUCUCCAGAACCUCUUCCUGUCUACACUUCCCGAGCUCCGUCCCGCUCUUACCCCUCUUCAGAUUCGUACACCCUCCCAGUUAUUGAUGUAGUGGCGUCGAAGCCAUCCCUUAUCGAUAACUCUGACAUUCAACCUCAUGCCAAGUCUCCGGCACCCAUUCAAGAAGUCGAACCUUUGCACUCCGCUCGCUCGACAUCUAUUCCUCCGCUUUCUGCGCCCGACGUUCAUGGUUCCUCCUAUCGCUUGUCAAAAUUGCCUCAACAUACCGCUCGCCACGUCACACCUCCAACGGAUCCUUACGCAAAUCGUCAUCCCAUAGUCACUGCCACCAAUGCCGUCAACGCCAGCAAAGCGUCUACAUCAUCAUCUCCGUCACCAAUAACCGUAUUUAAUUCUGCAGUUCGUCUUCCUCCACUCCACGACUCCCAUCUUAUCAACUCGCGUCCCUCCAAUUCCAACAAGGCUGCACAUGCGAUUCCUCAUCCAUCAGAGUCUACGAAUUUACGAACUGAUACGAAUGUCAACGAUGAUGCGGGCGGUGACGAUAUUCACGAUUUCAAGCCUCUGACGUCUGCUACGGCCUGUACACCUGCUGCACCUACGGCUUUACACCCUCGUGCCCACUCACGCUCCUACUCAAACUCCACCCUCCCACCCUCGUCCCCGUUCUCAGACGCCAGUCAGCUUGCAGCCGAAGAACCAGAUGUAGACGCGCGGUCACGCGCCUCCUCUCCGAAUAGUCUACGUGUGCGGUCUUCGUCUCCGCUCGCUCGUCUGGACGCGAGCGCGGGCGCACUCGUGCAAGAAUCCGAUGUUCCCUCGUCUAUCCAGGCCAAUCUCGAAUCACACGAGAUUUCUCCGUUCGUCAUUCAACGCGAUGCGUCUCCGUCAGAGAUGACUCUGCCUUCGAGCGCGAAGGUGGAGCCGGAGAUCGUUCCGAGAGUGUUGGAAGCAGAGACUGGGGAUGACGGUGGUCUGACAUCAGACUUGGUCAAUGCGAAGGUGGGCGUCAAAGGAGAGGAAAGAGGAGACGAGUCUGAGACGGUUACGGAGAAAACGGAUUUCUAUGAGCACGAAUCUAUCUCCGUCCCUCAUGAGGUGGAGAUCAGGACGGAAGUGGUAGCAGCGGCCGCCGAGGUUCAUGUACAGCGUACAUCAUCGCCUUCAGCCGUUCUCCGGUCCACUCCUCCCGUUCAAUCAGCGUCUUUGCUAUCUCAGCCAUCGCGACUUGAGCGUCCACUUCCUCGUCCAUAUUCGUCAAGCCGCAGUCCCACGCCUUCACAUCACCAAUCUCAUGUCGCGUCUCGUGCUCCCUCACUGUCUCUCUCAGAACCCAAAUCUCGUGCGCCAUCCAUUCCUCAUUCAGAAGGCCGCGCUAUCCCAGUCUCCCGUUCAGAACCCAAUGUGGAUAUGAACGAGCACCUUCGUGCCGCGAGUCCGUUGUCGACACCGCCGUGUUCGUCGCCUAUCCUGGCACCGGCGGCGCGCGCUGACGAGGAGGUUGAGGGCGUUGGUAUUGCUGUUGUCGACCAGGACCCGAAGGUCGAAUUCGCUAUCGAGAUCGAGCCCGUACGCGCCCAGACGCCCGCACCCACGUCGCCACUUUCAUCACCGCCUGGGUCGCCUCGCCCAUUCUCCAUCCCCGUCUGCACUUCCGUUCGUGACUCACCAGCGCCUAUUCCAGCCACAAAGCCCUCUACAGUCCAAGCGCAGAAGCGGAAGUCUGUGGAUGAUUUGAACGACGAACAUGGUCGGGAGAAGAAGGCUAAAGUCAAUGCAGAGCAAGAAGUAGCUGCUUCUAAGGGAACGAAGAGGAAAGUCUCGCCUAUUGGGAAUGUGAAACGAACCAAGAAGUCGAGGGUCAUACUUUCUGAUGACGAGGAUGAUGAAGUCGAGGAUGUGAAGAAGUCUAUCGCUGUUGUAGAAAGCGAAGACGAAGACCUUCGUCCAAGGAAGUCCUCUGUCCCUGCGAACAAGAAACCCGGCCGUCCACAUGCAAAGACCAAGGCGAAACGCAAACCACGUACCCCGAGCCCUUCACCCUCCGAAUCUGACACCGACUCCGAUUCCUCAUCUCGCUCGUCCUCCUCUUCUCGGUCUUCAUCCCCAUCUUCCUCGCUCCCUUCGAAGUCUAAGAAGUCCAAAUCAGAACUCAAAAAGCCCUCCCACGCCGAACUCGACCUCAUAAACCCCUGUCCGAACCCUGAACUCCUCGGGAUGCUCGUCGAGGCUCUGGCACUCGCUAGAGCUUCGAGCAUGACGAAGAAAGCUUUGGUGAGGGAGGUCGAGGGAAGACAUCCGGGUGCGAGGAGGUUGCUUGCUGAUGGGGAUGUUGAGGGAGAUAUGGGGAGGAGGUCGAGGUCUGUUGCUGUUGAGGCGGAGGGUGCAGACGAAGGGAGUGCUGCGCAGGUGGGGGCGGAAGGCGUGUUGGUAUGGGGUGUUGAGAGGGGCGUGUUUGGUGUUGUGGAGAGUUCGGGGGAGCACCUUCCCCCAUCAUAUUUCUACAACGCCUCUUUCGACCCAGACUCAGACCGUGCCGCGCUCCUCACAAGCCUCAUGCCUCGCCCAAAUAAGAGGAAAGAAACGAUGAAAUAUAAGCAGUAUUAUUGGGCUCCUGUUACGUUGCCUUCUGGCGGUGCAUCGACAUCAGGUGGUGGGAGAGGGAGGAGAGGAGGCAAGGCGAAGAGUGGGGCGAAGGGGAAGCAGGUGAGGGUUGAAGAGGUGGGAGGGAAGGUCUGGGAAGUUGAUUGGGAGGAGUGAGGUGUUCGUGAGGUGAUGGGUGCUCGAGGAGGUCCUGUUCCUGGUCUCGAUAUCGAUGAUUGUAUAGUCGUGUGGCGUGGGACGUGGGACAUUGUGGCCCAGACAUCCUGUGGCGCAGAAGUAAUCAUGAAGCAUGAAGUGUUCUCAUUCCACUCAUCUCAAUCAUAGUACAUAUCCUUAUUCUUGUUCAUCUCUCUUGGACCUUCAUUCUUUCUUCUUCGUUCUUGCUCUACUUCGUCGCGAGUUCGUUCUUACUCUUAGUCUUUAUGUUUCAUAUAUGUUCAUUGCUCAGCAGGCGUUCUCGUUCUUCCUCUAUUACUUUUGCACGUUCUGCAUAUAUUUGGCAAUGCUCUUCCCUCAUCAAUAUUAUACGCUACGAUACGAUACGACAGUCUGCAUGUUCAUGCUGAUGAUAUUUUAGUACAUGUCUCGCAAAAUUG
Molecule: messenger RNA, 3808 nt
Organism: Stereum hirsutum FP-91666 SS1
Lineage: Eukaryota; Fungi; Basidiomycota; Agaricomycetes; Russulales; Stereaceae
Exons: 4
Coding region: 33-3368 (1111 amino acids)
Source: RefSeq, a predicted model, not a curated record